Messenger RNA from Gekko japonicus, 3207 nucleotides. RefSeq names its product ADAM metallopeptidase with thrombospondin type 1 motif 3 (gene ADAMTS3). Lineage: Eukaryota; Metazoa; Chordata; Lepidosauria; Squamata; Gekkonidae. Gene Ontology annotation, biological process: proteolysis; extracellular matrix organization. Bases 1 to 3012 code for a protein of 1003 amino acids. The record is from RefSeq and is a predicted model, not a curated record. Gene Ontology annotation, cellular component: extracellular matrix. The transcript is spliced from 19 exons. Gene Ontology annotation, molecular function: metalloendopeptidase activity.
AUGGUAGAAACAGAUCUCUGCUUGGAAGCUGGAAUGAUUCGGACAGACGAGGAUGAGUAUUUCAUCGAACCGCUGGAGAAAGGGAAGCAAUUGGAAGAAGAAAGCGGGAGGGUUCACGUCGUCUACCGGAGGUCAGCGAUUGCACAGAAUCCAACCGAUGUACUCCCCGACUUCCACCGUGAAGAGUCUGAUUUCGGAGGCCUACAGAAUCUGGAGUCCACUUACGCGAGCAUAGUGGAACAUCUCAAUGACACGCUGAGGCAACGGAGACACGCCGGGGAUGACGACUACAACAUCGAAGUGCUUCUCGGGGUGGACGACUCGGUUGUCCGGUUCCAUGGCAAAGAACACGUUCAGAACUACCUCCUCACCCUGAUGAAUAUUGUGAAUGAAAUUUACCAUGACGAAUCCUUGGGGGUCCACAUCAACGUGGUGCUGGUGCGCAUGAUGAUGCUAGGCUACGCCAAGUCCAUCAGCCUAAUUGAGCGAGGGAAUCCAUCCAGGAGCCUGGAGAACGUUUGCCGCUGGGCGUACCAGCAACAGCGGGCAGACCCGAAGCAUUCUGAGCACCACGACCAUGCCAUCUUUCUGACCAGGCAAGAUUUUGGACCAGCUGGAAUGCAAGGUUAUGCUCCGGUUACCGGCAUGUGUCACCCCGUCAGAAGCUGCACGCUCAACCACGAAGAUGGGUUCUCUUCAGCUUUUGUGGUCGCCCAUGAAACUGGACACGUCUCCUACGACUGCCUCCUCGAUGACCCCUUUGAACAUGACUGGCCCAAACUCCCGGAGCUGCCAGGAAUCAAUUAUUCCAUGGACGAACAGUGCCGCUUUGAUUUUGGAGUGGGCUACAAAAUGUGUACAGCGUUCCGAACCUUUGACCCUUGCAAACAGUUGUGGUGCAGCCAUCCGGACAACCCCUAUUUCUGCAAGACCAAGAAGGGGCCUCCACUGGACGGAACGGAGUGCGCACCGAGCAAGUGGUGCUACAAGGGUCACUGCAUGUGGAAGAAUACGAACCAGCUACAGCAAGAUGGCAACUGGGGGGCCUGGACGAAAUUCGGCUCCUGCUCACGGACAUGUGGAACCGGCGUCCGCUUCAGAACACGGCAGUGCAACAAUCCCAUGCCAGUGAACGGGGGUCGAGACUGUGCGGGCGUCAACUUUGAGUACCAGCUGUGCAACAUGGAGGAAUGUCCAAAACACUACGAAGACUUCCGAGCUCAGCAGUGUCAGCAGCGCAACUCGCAUUUCGAGUAUCAGAGCAGCAAACACCACUGGCUGCCCUACGAGCAUCCCGACGUUACCAAGAGAUGCCAGCUUUACUGCCAGUCCAAGGAGACAGGAGACGUUGCAUAUAUGAAACAGCUGACCCACGAUGGAACUCGCUGCUCCUACAAAGACCCCUUCAGCAUUUGUGUGCGUGGAGAAUGUGUGAAAGUGGGCUGCGACAAGGAAAUCGGGUCCAACAAAGCUGAAGACAAGUGUGGCGUGUGCGGAGGAGAUAAUUCCCACUGCCGGACAGUAAAAGGGACCUUCACGCGGACCCCAAAGAAGCCUGGGUACCUUAAGAUGUUUGACAUCCCACCGGGUGCUAGACAUGUGUCUCUCCAAGAAGACGAGGCUUCCCCUCACAUUCUUGCCGUUAAGAACCAGGCAACAGGCCACUACAUUCUGAACAGCAAAGGGGAGGGAUCCGACUCUCGCACCUUCAUCGACAUGGGCAUCGAAUGGGAGUACCACGCAGAAGACGACAUGGAAACGCUUCACACCGAUGGCCCCCUGCAGGAUGCAGUUGUUGUCCUGAUCAUCCCUCAGGACAACGACACGCAGUCCAGCCUGACUUACAAGUACAUCAUCCACGAGGACUCCGUGCCCAACGUCAAUAGCAACAACGUCCUGCAGGAGGAGCUGGACACUUUCGAGUGGGCUUUGAAGACGUGGUCCCCGUGCUCCAAGCCUUGUGGAGGAGGUUUCCAGUACACCAAGUACGGGUGCCGCAGGAAGAGCGACAGCAAAAUGGUCCACCGUAGCUUCUGUGAAGCCAGCAAAAAGCCCAAGCCCAUCCGCAGGAUGUGCAACCUUCAGGAAUGCACGCAGCCAUUCUGGGUAUCGGAAGAGUGGGAGCACUGCACCAAAACCUGCGGGACCUCCGGUUAUCAGAUCCGAACAGUCCGUUGCAUCCAGCUGCUCCACGAUGGCGGGAACCGCUCCGUCCAUUUCAAGUACUGUAGAGGGGAUCGGCCAGAGAGCCGUCGGCCGUGCAACCGAUCCCCGUGCCCUGCCCAGUGGAAAACCUGGCCCUGGAGUCCGUGUUCCGUGACCUGCGGUGAAGGGACCGAAUCCAGGCAGGUGUUAUGCCGCGCCGGUGAGCAGUGUGAUGGAGAGAAGCCGGAAGCUGUACGGGUUUGCAGGCUUGCUCCCUGCAAUGAUGAACCCUGCCAGGGAGACAAAUCGAUUUUCUGCCAGAUGGAGGUGCUGGCCCGCUACUGCUCCAUCCCGGGCUACAAAAAGCUCUGCUGUGACUCCUGCAGCAGGCACAGCAGCACCCUCCCGCCCCCUUUCCUUAGCGAAGCUGCGGAGACGGAAGACGACGUGAUGGCCAACCCCGGCGAAAUACCCAAAACGUGGGCCGCUCCCACUUCUUUAGUCCCUCCUCGCUCCGAGUCCGCGCUGGUGAGACGAGUCCCUUUGAGCCGGAUCUCCCCUGCAGCAGAAGAAGCGCAUGCGCUCGUUCCGCCGUCCCAUGGCAGGGCCCGAGCGGCUGACCGGCCCCAGAGGAGAGUUCAUGACCAAGGAAGGAAUAAGACUUCUGGGCCCCUCACGAUGCCGUAUCAGCCUCCGACGAGGAGCGAGCAUCUUGUGAACCGCAGCUCCUCAACCGUGCUAGAGACUGAUCCCGUUGCGGCGCCGAGCAGCCGUUCGGCAGCUGCUCCGCCCAACAGAACCGCAAGGAAAAUGGAGAAGCAGGCUGGCAGGCGGCAGGUUUUGAGGCCUUCCACUGUGGAAAGAUGAGACAGAGAGCAAAUUAAAAAGGGGAGGAGGAAAGCAGAGACUUUGUUUCAGUUCCUUUGUUCCGGGUACCCAGGGUACAUGCGAGCUUUUCAAAUGCAAGCGUUCUCGACAGACUGACUUUUUUUUUUUUUAAGGAAAGUGCUGGAUUCACUUUCCAGUGGCUUUCGUCCUUCCCGCCUUCAUCCUCCUCCUCCU